AUGAAGGUAACUCAGAUCAUCCCCAAGGCGGAAUACACAGGCUUGGAAUCGGACAUCGCCCUGAUAAAACUCAAGGAUUCAGCUAAUCUAACGGAACGGGUUCAGUUGAUCUGUCUACCUUCCAAUGAGAACCUGUCUGAUGAAAUUUUAGAUGGUGCUCAAGAUAAAUAUGGCCGUCCUGACCGAGGAUGGGUGGCAGGUUGGGGAAGAGACGCCUCAGACGAAGCAACGGAUGUCUUGACAGAGGUGCAACUGGAAGUCAUACCAAAGCCUGAAUGCCGAAUGGAAAUCAACAUAAGGGCAGACAAGCACCCUACUUCCAUCACCACGAAAACAUUUUGUGCAGGAAAACGCUACAAUGCUUCCUUGUUCUUGCAUGAGAAUUCGAAAGAACACAAGUCAGUGUUCCCUGGGGAUUCGGGGAGUCCCAUGGUCUUCGCCUCCCAUAGCCUUCUCAAAAGUCAAUGGGUGGUCGAAGGAAUCGUCAAUCAUAUCUAUACAAAGUCGGGACGGGAUUGCUCCAAUUAUGAACCUGGCGAGUAUGGAGUAUUCUCUCGAGUUAAUAAGUUUGUUGACUGGAUCGAGGAGAGCAUGUGGAUGAACUCAUAAACAAAGGAGUGAAUGCCCAUACCCUCCCAAUCAGGGCGCCUAUUGCCCUUUUCAGGU
This is a messenger RNA of Darwinula stevensoni, 666 nucleotides long. Lineage: Eukaryota; Metazoa; Arthropoda; Ostracoda; Podocopida; Darwinulidae. The record is from the annotation of a GenBank genome assembly.